Molecule: messenger RNA, 636 nt
Organism: Ziziphus jujuba (common jujube)
Lineage: Eukaryota; Viridiplantae; Streptophyta; Magnoliopsida; Rosales; Rhamnaceae
Exons: 2
Coding region: 89-580 (163 amino acids)
Source: RefSeq, a predicted model, not a curated record
GACAAUGGAAAAGAGAAUUCUUCAGAGAAAGAGGAGCGUGUUCAUGCUUCUGGUAUAUCCUUAGAGAAGGAGACUUCCAAUAACUUAUAUGUUGAUGGUUGUAAAAGGUUUCCAGAUUCUGAGUAUGAUUGUCCUACAUCCAUCCCACCGGUUGGGUGAAAAUUUGGCAAUGCAACCUUCUGCUUCCACUGAAUGGCAUCAAUCAGAUCCCUGCAACCCAUCGGCGUUGCCUCCCAAUUGUUCAAGUUUCCCAAAGUCUGCAAAAAUGUUUAUGGAUGCUAUUAAGAAGAAUAGAUCUUGUCAGAGGUUUCUGCGAAGUAAGUUGGUUCAGAUUGAAGCAAAAAUUGAGCAGAACAAAAAAUUGAAGGACCGUGUUAAAAUUCUUAAAGAUUUUCAAGUUUCUUGCAAAAAAAGAACCGGGAGAGCAUUAUCCCAGAAGAAGGACCCUCGCGUCCUGUUAAUUUCAAUGAAGAAGUCAUCAGCUUCUAAGGAUUCAGCGACUGGAGGGAGCUUCUCAGUCCAAACAAUCUGUUUUCUUGAUGUGGAGGAAAAAAAGACAUAUAUAUAUAUAUAUGAUUAGAUUUCCUCACUAAAAGUUCAUAUAAAAAAAUUUCAAGGAGCAGGGCGGAAAUAAAG